Messenger RNA from Argiope bruennichi, 4719 nucleotides. RefSeq lists its product as uncharacterized. Gene Ontology annotation, molecular function: protein binding. The record is from RefSeq and is a predicted model, not a curated record. The transcript is spliced from 3 exons. NCBI's taxonomy places the organism in Eukaryota, Metazoa, Arthropoda, Arachnida, Araneae, Araneidae. Bases 1033 to 3024 code for a protein of 663 amino acids.
CAUAGUCGAAACGCAACUCGGAUCCAUUUCUUCUCCCUUCUAUCACUGAAACUUAUUCCGAAUGGUUUGAUUAAAAGCACCCACUUGACAGUUCCCCGUUCGCUGGAAAAGACUUCUGGGCUGGACUGAUUAAAGUGUUCUCUUCAAGAAAAAGGAAAAUUCCUCGUUUAAGAAGGGGCAAAAACUUUUAGUAAACUCAAUUUCGCUUCUCAAUAGAUAGUUAAGAAACUGUUGAUUAAGCAAUUUUUUUGUGUGUGUUUGCGCGCGUAAUGUAAAAAAAAAAAAAAAAACAUCAAGAAUUUCACGCAUUAAAAACUGUGCUUGUUUGCUCAAACUUUUUGAACAUUUAGAGUGAACUUAAAUUUCUGGAAAUCCGAUCAUCGUAGUGUUGCCCCAUUAGCAAGCAGUGUCGAAGGACAGUUUGCGUGUUUACUCUAUAUAUUUAUGCUGCAAACUUAAGAAAUGACAUUUGCUCAUCUGUGAAAGGAAUACAGAUGUGAAGAUAUGCUUAUGUGAAGACGAAAAAGAUUUUAAAUUUUGCAUGCAGGAAUCAUGUGAGCAGAAUAGUUUAUGCAAUUAUGAGGAUAUUCUUUUAUUCGUCGAAUCAUAUGUUUGUGAUUUUUUUUGCUGAAUAUAUUCAUAAUGAUUCACCGAAACAGAAAAUAUAUACUUGAGACAAUCAGGAUUUACGUAAACAUUCUCCAACUGCAAAAUUAUGAACAUUCUUUGGAUAUAUUUUGGUGAUCUUUUCUACCGCAAUAAACCUAGACUCCACGUUCGUCGACAUUACGAUGCCGGUUGAAAUCCCUUGAAAAUGUGAUGCCAUUUGAUGAAACAGAUGUAAAAGAAAUGUUCUUGAGUCUUCAGUCGCUUUUAUCAGUAGAAGAAACCGACAUUAAGAAAACGAAACAAGGAUAAAAAGGAGGCAGAAUCACUAAUGAAAAGAUACUUCUGAUAACAGUCUUUUCCACCUUUCGAGUUACGCUUUUAAAAUACAGCUAUACUCUGUGUGGUGUCAGAAAUUUUCAUACGAUGCCUCACCUCCAACCUCUGGUUACGUUCUACACCUUUUUAACAGCUAUUCAAUUGACAUAUAUACAGCCAAGUGAAUCAAUCAGGGAUGCCUGUUUAAGCGAAUGCAAUUGCAAAUGGAAAAAUGGUAAGCAAACUGUUGAAUGCAUUGGUGUGAAUUUAGUAGGAAUACCUGACAGUCUAAGUGGUGAAACUCAAGUUUUAGAUCUCACUGGUAACUUGCUUCAAUUGCUUCCUAGCCGAGCUUUCUAUAAAGUUGGGUUAGUAAACCUGCAAAAAGUGUUUGCUUCUAGAUGUGGUCUACUUAGUAUAGCAGAUGAUGCAUUUUAUCAGCUAAGUAACCUUGUUGAACUAGAUCUUAGUAAUAACUUUAUUACUUGGAUACCCGCUAUUGCAUUGAGAGAUACCCCACUGCUAAGAAGAUUAUUAUUAAGUUCCAAUCCGAUCCAGCGGGUAGAAAAUGAUACAUUUUCUUUACUUUCGCAUUUAACUGCAUUGGAGUUAAGUAGCUGUCAAAUUGAAGUUGUAGAACCACGUGCAUUCGAUGGUUUGAAGAGCUUACAGUACCUCAAACUAGAUGGAAAUAAACUAAGGACGUUGCCACCAGAAAUGGUGAAUCCCUUUUCAACUCUGUAUGGUUUAGAGUUACAUCAGAACCCUUGGCAUUGUGACUGUCGCAUCAGAAGUGUAAGAAAAUGGAUGAUGAGACAUAAUAUACCUAUAAGCAGUCCUCCCCAGUGUUUUGAACCACCUCGGCUACGAGAACUUACCUGGGAUGCUGUAAGCAUCGAUGAUUUUGCUUGCAAGCCAGAGGUAACUGUAGUCGAAUCUACAGUGGCAUUUACCGAAGGAGACAAUGCUACACUGAGCUGUAGAGUACAUGCUGUACCAGAAGGUAGCGUCAACUGGAUAUGGAGAGGUCGAGUUAUUAACAACUUAACAUUAAUGUCGUUUGGGCGGCAAAUGUAUCUCAUUCGAGAAGUGGGAACAACUCUCAAAGUAAAUUCUUUGACUAUUUUUAAUGUCAUGCUCAAAGAUAGUGGUAGAUAUCUCUGUGUUGCAUCAAACCCUGCUGGGAGAAUAUCCUCAAAUAUAACACUAAAUAUUGUAUCGAAAGAUGCAAACGAUGAAGCUCUGAGUGGUGAAGAAAUUGCUGGAAUAGUAAUUGGAGUUUUAUUUGUGAUAUUUGCUUUAUUUUUUGUAUUUAGUUUCUUUAUGCUCAGACAUCAAAGACUUUUUCCAAAUAGAAGUAAAGGUAGUGGUUUUACAUUGUACACUCAUUUUUUCACCUUUAACAAUCACGUUGGGGUUGUAAAAAAUACUAAUGAAACGGAAGUAAAUGUCCCUGCUAAUAGUGGGAAUGUUUUAGAUGGAAAAUGCAAUGCUGCAACUAUUUCCCCUGGUAGUGGGUCUGAAGCCAGUGUCUAUGGGGGAACUAAAAUGAAUAGUCUAGUACCCUUAGAAAGAUACAGUGUCCAUGAAACUAUUAGUCCCCGCACUCUUUCUCCAGAAAGCACAGAAAAGUGGUAUCCACCCACUCUAAAUAGACACUCUAUUCGUGAAACCGAGAGGGGUAUUGAAAUGUGUGUCAUAUCAAAUAAGGAAAAUAACAUUAACGAUGAGUAUAAAUCUAAAAAAGAUGAACCUGAAAGUUACGAAAGGACAGAAUAUCGUCGUCCUUUAACAAAUGAUGAUGAUGAAGACGAUAUUGAUAGUACGGGACCAAUGGUAUACGAUGUUAAACCAUCAGUUAACGAUUAUUAUAUGGAUCAUGAUCUACCACCUCAUAAGUGCUCUAUUUGGCCCUUAUCUGAAGGUUCCUUUAAAGAUGAAAGCUACCACAGUUACAAUAGCCCUUCACAGUCUAGCUGGAAGAGGAACUCUGUUAUUAUUCCUCAACAAAUACACCAUAUUUUUUCACCCGAUGCCAGAGAUUCACCUGAUGAAGGUUUGGGAGAUGAAAGGGAAUAUGAAACCGACAUUUUAGAAUAAAUUAAUAUUUAUCUUCGCACAAAUAAAGGGAAAUUUCUAAUAAGCAGAAAGUCAAAGAAUGCUCCUUCUUUGAAAAUAAAGAAAAAUUGAAAUGGAUGAGGUAUUCCUAUAUGUGAUAAACGCAUGUUCAAACCAAACUUAAAAAAAUUUCCAAAUGGAACUGAGAUUCAAAGUAAUUCCAUAAUUUUUUUUGCUCUAGUAACUAAGAAACUCCAAUUAGAAAGCUAAUAAACUAUAUUUUUAAAAUCCCACAUGAUGAAUUGUACAUACAAAUUACGUUAACUAUAUAAAAAUUCUAAUAUUGUCAAAUAAAUAUAUGAUGAUAUGAUUUGCAAAUUAUGAGUGUCUCUUUGUUCGGCAUAUUACUUAAGAUUAGUAAAUAUUUAUCAUACAAAUAACAACCAAAAUUCCCUAAAUGUUUUCCACUUUCCUAGGGGAAAAAAUAUUUUAAAUGUGUUCGAACUACUACUUGUAAAUAGUAACAAGAAAAAAAAUAUUACAAAAUGAUGUAGAAAUAUCUGACAUUAUUUGAAAAAUCUACUGAAAUGACAGUCAUUAAUUGUGUCAUGAAUAGAGUUGUUGGAAAAGGAGACAGAAUAGAUCAUUCAUGAGAGAAUGGUGUUCAAAGCAUUUAUUGUGCGUGAGCUUUGGUUGAAAUGUAUUCAUGUCUUCCUGUAUUCUUACCCGAAUGAAAAUUUAGAGAACAUUAAAUUUAAAAUAUCUAUUCCGUUGUGUAACAUUCAGAAGUUUCAAAAGAAAGUUUCUGAUCUUAAGAGAAAGAAUGAGGAAAAUAUUUUACUAGAAUUCACUGGCAGCUAUUUUCCAUAGCAUUCGUCAUAGAAUUAUUAGUCGUUAUAACGUAGAUUGAAGUUUGAAAUAUGAAUGUUCAAACUCAAGUUCAGCAGAAUACUUAACUAAAUGUGCUUGCGGUCAAAUGCGCGAAAUAACCCCUAAAAUGCUCCCAAAAGCUUUAAUUUCAUUUAUGCUUAAUUUUUUUAUGAGUUUUAUUACCUAUUACAAAAUUUAAGAUUUUCCUUCAAGUUGAUUCAGUGGAAAUAAUAUAUGGGUAUAAAUGUCACACUGCUACUUUUAAUACACUGUAUUUUUACUUAAUUUAUUCUGUCUAUGUAGAUUAUUUUUGCUUUUGAACUUCCAAACUUCCCCUAUAAACUAUUUCUACGAAAAAAAUUAAGGGUUGCUCAGAUAGGAUCGAAUUUUUUAAGAGUUCUUCAACAAUGAGCAUAUUUAUACUGCUUUUCUGGAGAAUGUGCAGAGAAAAAUAUAAUAAACUGCAGCUGCUGAAUAAUCCCUUGUUCGUUUAGAAAAAUAUACCUGGUUUUGAAUAACAAAAUCUAAUCAUUAAUUUCAAUGUAUUUUGUAACUUAAGGGAUUGGACAUUAUCUGCAACUUGACACUUUUCGCAACUUCUUUGUGACAUUCUCUGUAAUUUGUACAUAUAUAUAUAUUUGUCAUAUAUAAAAUUUGAGUUUACGCUGCAUGUAUAUUCCUAUGGCACAACUGUAUAAUAAAUGAUUCUGUAUUUAUAUAUUAGCAUAUUUGUUCCCUUUAAAGUUCAGUAUGUAUAUGUUUAUUGAACUGCAUCACUUCGUAUAUGUUCAGAUGUCAUGCAUGUAACUCCUGUUCAUUUACAAUAUAACAUGUAUAAGAAUUGUUAUUUCAAAGCGUAAUGUUGUU